GCGCCAUGGAAAACGCAUGUUUUCCUAUUCAAGUUAAAGCCAUCGACCAUCUGUUUGCAGGUAUGUGCCCACCAAUUGUAGACAUGGGGAGUUCGCUGCCAUGUGAUCCACUGCUGGGUUUAAAAGCUUAUGUCCCAAAGAGAGGGACACAGUGCACAAUUCCCCACUGGCCAGAGCCCGAAGCGCGCAUCAUAAGUUCUGGGUACUGUGUCUCAAACAUGUCAGACACGGAGGAUGUUCAAUACGAAGGACAAGAAGAGGAAGUGGAAGAGGUAGUAGAGGAGGAGCAAGAAGAAGUGGACGAUCCUGCAGAAGAAAAUGAAGGAGAGGAUGCCAAGCCGAAGAUGAAGAGUGGAUUCGUGCCUGGCUUGGCACCACCAAAAAUACCAGAUGGAGAAAAAGUGGACUUUGAUGACAUCCACAGGAAGCGUAUGGAGAAGGACCUGAAUGAGCUCAAGACACUGAUUGAAGAUCACUUUGAGAAGCGUAAGAAGGAGGAGGAAGAGCUCAUCAGCCUCACCGAUCGCAUUGAAAAACGCAGGUCUGAGAGAGCCGAGCAAGUCAAGAUCAGAGCGGAGAGAGAAAGAGAAAGGCAAAACAAACUGGCUGAAGAGAAAGCAAGAAAAGAGGAUGAAGAAGCCAAGAAGAAAGCAAAUGAUGAUGCAAGGAAGAAGAUGAUUCUAUCCAACCUGACUUUCACGGGAUACAAGACACAGACUGGACCAAAAAGGCAAACAGAAAGAGAAAAAAAGAGGAAGAUCUUAAAUGAUCGCCGCAAGGAGUUAAAUAUUGAUCACUUGAAAGAGGACAAACUGAGGGACAAAGCACAGGAACUGUGGGACUGGAUGCGUCGGCUUGAAGCAGAGAAAUUUGAAUAUCAGGAUAAGUGUUCAAAGCAGAAAUACGAGAUUACUGUGCUGAGGAAUCGGGUCAGCGAUCAUCAAAAAAUAACAAAGGGUACCAGGAGCAAGCGGGGUCUUAGAAAGUGACAUCUGCCAUCAGAUGGAGGAAAACUUUAAUACAUCAGUCAUCUGUGAAGUAUUUGACAAGAGAUAAUCAAAAUCAUGUUUUGUAAAUAUUGAGCAUACAAUUAUAUACAAAUUAUGUUGGAAAGAUGAUUCUCUCAAAAAAAGUCAAACAUGCUCAGUUCAUCUGCAGAUGUGUAGAAAAAUGCAAAGUAAUUGAGUGGACAGUGUCUAAUUAAACUAAUCGUUUGUUUCCGAUAUGUACGAUACCGCGAUUACAAUUAAUUAAAAAAGGCUUUAAAUCUGGAAAUCAAAUUUUUUCUGUCAUUUAUCAAAUAUAUUCACUUGGUGAAUGUUCCAUUCACACCUAAAUCCAUUACUCAUAUCAGAUUAUAUCAACUCUUGGUAGAUACUCUGUGUAAAGAUUAGAUUUUUCGGAUUGAUUCUUAUAUUUUCAUUGAACCUCACAUCAAGUUUCAUUUAAGUGAUAUGCCUCAUGUAAUGAUGCCACAGGUACAACAAUCUAUCAUCUUAACUACGAACACUUCAUAACCGGUUAAGCGAGAAGCCUUCCAAAUCUAAUAAAAUCAAAGCUGUGACUUGUCUUCCUUGGGUGAAUUGUUUGUUUUGUACCACGUGAAUACGAUAAACAGAAAAUGACUAGAGAGGGGAAGAUUUCCCCAGAGGUGUUUUAAACUCUGCAGCCAAAAUGUGAAGGCAUGUGAGGAGAUGUCAAAGGUUUGACUAAUUACUCUGCACCAGCUACCUUGACAAUUGACUGGUGAUUGCCAAAACCUCUGAAGAAUUUCAGUUUCGACAGUAGACUGUAUAGGAGAUCUGGGGGGAGAUAGUUCAGUGGUAGAGCAUUUGACUGC
This is a messenger RNA of Menidia menidia (Atlantic silverside), 1840 nucleotides long. The record is from the annotation of a GenBank genome assembly. NCBI's taxonomy places the organism in Eukaryota, Metazoa, Chordata, Actinopteri, Atheriniformes, Atherinopsidae.